This is a messenger RNA of Nanorana parkeri, 1994 nucleotides long. It is a transcript of the gene NCAPH2, whose product is annotated as non-SMC condensin II complex subunit H2. The record is from RefSeq and is a predicted model, not a curated record. NCBI's taxonomy places the organism in Eukaryota, Metazoa, Chordata, Amphibia, Anura, Dicroglossidae. Bases 33 to 1883 code for a protein of 616 amino acids. The transcript has 21 exons. Gene Ontology annotation, biological process: mitotic sister chromatid separation; meiotic chromosome condensation. Gene Ontology annotation, molecular function: chromatin binding. Gene Ontology annotation, cellular component: condensin complex; nucleus.
AUCGGGACCUGCGUUUCACUAAGCUUUAAACAAUGGAGGAUGCGGAAUCAAGGUUCACUCACCUGCUGCAACCAAUCAGAGAUCUGACCAAAAACUGGGAGGUGGAUGUAGCUGCUCAGUUGGGGGAGUACUUGGAGGAGCUAGAUCACAUAUGUAUCUCUUUUGAUGGAGGUAAAACCACCAUGAACUUUGCAGAAGCUGCUCUCCUAAUUCAAGGAUCAGCAUGUAUCUACAGUAAAAAGGUGGAAUACCUUUAUUCUUUGGUAUACCAAGCUUUGGAUUUUAUAUCAAAUAAAAAGCGAGACCAGCAGCCGGCUUCUGUGGGAUCAGAUGGGGCAGACAAAGAUGCAAAUUUUACAAAACAUAGCGAGGAGUUUCUGGUCUUAGAUGAUGUUGAGGAUCCCAAGAAAACGAGCACGGACAUGAAGGAUCACAAUUUAAACCCUGUGAAUAUCGUUCCCCUAACACCUAUGGCUCUAGUUCCCCCUGAAGAGGUAGAAAAGAAAAUUAACCCUCUAUGCAGCCGAAAAGGAGAAAUUUUGGCCAGCAGGAAAGAUUUCCGUAUAAACACCUAUACCCCUCACACAUGUGGAGCUUUUUUGUUAGAGCUGGCGCUAAUGUCACCAACACAGUUUAGGCAGAGUACACAAAGGACAGAGGACAACAGCAAUUGUCCAGGUUUGAUGAAUGCGGAACAGGCAGAAAGGAAUGAAAACAUGGAAGAAGAUUGCGUUGAACCAGUGCCAGUGUUGAACUUCUCUGAUGCUGAUGCCCCACCAAUGAAUAAUGGGGAUGAUGUCUUUGUCCCACUAAAUGAUGACCAUGAAGUAGAAGAUGAAAACAUGGAGCCUGCAGAGCAUAUUGAACGACAACAGAUUCAAACGGAAGAGAGAGGCUAUGCUCUUCGGAAACGUGAAGUCAAGGAGAGACCCAACACCAAUAUCAAGGAUAAGCUUCUGGACCCAUGGCACAGUCUGGACCCAUUUCAAUCUGCUGAAGAUAAACCUUUUAAAAAAGGAAAACAUUACACAGUUCCUCGAGGGGUAAUAGAUGAUGAGUCCUCAAAUAAAAGAAAGAGGAAACUUCCAUGUAAGCUGCAGGAUUUCAUAAAGUGGUUUUCCAGUACAUAUUGGGAUGGAGCAGAAGCUGUAAAACAUAGGAGGAAAGGUCCAACAUUUGCAGAUAUGGAUGCAUUGUACUGGCAGCAUGCCAAGCAAAGGCUAGCGGUGCAGAGACAGAUCCAGAAAAGAAUGGGACCACUAGUUACCAAGGUAGCAGACUUAUUUGCUGAAGAGGAACCAGCUAAUCCCAUGGAGGAACCACGUGAAGAUAAUUAUCUUGAUCAUGAGGAUUGUGCAGACCUUUCUGACCAUGAAGAUUUGGGCCACACUAUUCCAGCCAUCUUGACAGAAGAACCAGGGUGUGAAAACAUUGAACCAAUUGACUUCCAAGACCAGAUAUCAUAUGAGGAAUUGGUGAGAAAAAAUGUGGAGCUUUUCAUUGCCAAUUCUCAGAAGUAUGCACAAGAGACAGUACUCUCCUUACGUGUGCGGGAGUGGGAGGAUAAAAUGGGCCCACAGCUGCACGAACAGGAAGAACGGGGAGCUUUUGAUAUUCAUGAUUAUGGCGAUCGUCUAGUUUCACAGUUCAACCAAGUAGGAGAAUGGCGCACCUUUGCAAGUCUAAUGGCACAGAGAGAGCCCUAUGAGGUGUGCAGGUACAUGCUGGCAUCCUUGCAGCUGGCCAAUGAUUACACAGUUGAGGUGGCUCAAAAGCCAGGGCUACAUGAAGGUGUCGAUACAAUGGCUCUGCGACUCCUCAGUCAACAAAAGGCUCAUGAAAGAUUCAAGACAUACGCAGCACCAUCUCUAUCACAGCAAUGACCACCAGUCUCUUCCCUGUGUUAAUUGUUCAGAUGUGACAAGCUAAUCCUUUUCAUAAAAAAACUCGUUACCAAAAUGAAGUCCAGUCAUACUUUUACUCGGCUGCCAGAA